CAUCAUCUAAAGAGAAAUGAAACUUAACAUUGCGUUUCUGAACAAAACUCAACAACUGGUAAACACAGUUCAGUCUGUCAAUUCAUGUACCAAGAGAGACAGCAGAGCUGAGCGUCGACAAAGAUAUGGCCUCAGCCAAUAGCUUCUUGUCUGAAGAUCAGUUCCUGUGCUCCAUCUGUCUGGAUGUCUUCACCGAGCCCGUCUCAAUUCCAUGUGGACACAACUUCUGCAAGGCCUGUAUCACCAAGCACUGGGCUGGCAAAGACCAGUGUCAGUGUCCACUGUGCAACGAGAAGUUCAACAAAGGACUCAAAAUCCGUGUCAACACUGGAUUCAGGGAGGUUGUGGAGAAUUUCAAGAAACAUCGCGUCAUAGCUAAAAAUGAUGUCCUAGUCAAACCAGGCCAGGUGCCAUGUGACUGCUGCAUUGGGAAAAAGUUCAAAGCGUCCAAAACUUGUUUGGUGUGUUUGGCCUCCUACUGCGAAACACACUUAGAGCCUCAUCAGAGAGUUGCUGCCUUAAAGAGGCACACACUGACUGAUCCUGUGCAGAACCUGGAGAACAAUGUAUGCAAGAACCAUAACAGGAUUUUAGAGCUCUUCUGCAGGAAUGACCUGACUCGUGUUUGUGUCCUGUGUACAGAACAUAGUGCUCAUGAUACAGUCCCUUUAGAGGACGAGUAUGAAGAGAAGAAGGUUCAGUUGGAGCAGAAAAAGGUGGAAUUACAGGAGAUGAUACAAGAGCGAAAAAAGAAGGUUCAGGAGAUAAAAGAAGUAGCAGACGACAAGAUGAAAGACAAAGAUGAAGCAAUAGCAAAUAGUGUUCAGGUCUUCGGUACUUUGGUAGUCUCGAUUGAAAGAACCCUUGCUGGGCUGGUGAGCGUGAUUGAAGAGAAACAGAGAGCAGCAGAAAGACAGGCUGAGGUGCUGGUCAAAGAGCUGGAGAGGGAAAUCACUGAGCUCCAGAGGAGAAUCACUAAGCUGGAGCACAUCUCACACACUGAAGACCACCUCCAGCUCAUCAAGAUGUUCCACUCCUUCUUCUCCUCCUCCUCCUCACAAACCAAGAACUGGUCUGACAUCAGUAUCAGUGGUCAGCACUGUGUGGAGGAGGUGAAGAGCGCUAUGGUGAAGCUGCAGGUGACACUCACCAAAGAGAUGGAGCGAGCUAGUCAAGAAUUCAGUGUGUGCUGUGGUAAAAUCCUUUCCGAAGAAACUGACAUAGUGAAAAAAACGGUACAACCAGUCACAAAUCUAGAGACCCUGCCUGAGGGCGUCAAGUUGGAUACAAUCCGAAGGCAGUAUGCAGUGGACAUGACAUUUGACCCAUGCACUGCAAAUGAUCUGCUCCUAUUUUCAGAGGAUUUUAAACAAGUGCAAACUUCUCACAUUUGGUGGAUUGCAAAUGAAGGCCCGCACAAAUUCAACAGAUAUGCCUACGUCCUUGGAAAAAAGGGCUUUUCUGAAGGGAGAUUCUACUAUGAGGUUCAGGCCAAAAGGAAGACUGGCUGGGAUUUAGGAGUAGUCAGAGAGUCGAUGCGUGGGAAGAGGACUUUCACGCCAAGCCCCAGGAAUGGAGUCUGGAUCAUUAGAUUGAGGAACAACACCAAAUGCACAGCUUUAAAUAAUGUUUCUGUCAAGCUCUCCUUGAUGAAGAAACCUGAGAAGGUUGGGGUGUUUGUAGAUUAUGAGAAAAGACUGGUGUCCUUUUAUGAUGUGGACACUGCAACUCUGAUCUACUCUUUUACUGGCUGCAUGUUCAAUGAGAAAAUCUACCCAUUCUUUAGCCCCGGCCCUUCUGAGGAUGGUAUAAACUGUGCCCCACUAGUCCUCUCACCUGCUAAAAACUCAACCACAUGGGAAAAAUGUUCAGAGUUUUUAGGCCUGAUCAUUACUCUCAUUUUUCUGGUUUUGAUUUCCAUAAGUUAAACAUUGCAUCCUCUUUCACAAGGGCAGAGUUGAAACAGAUUCUGAUGAAAUCUGAAUCUAGUAAAAUCUGAUUAUGAUAAACGCAGUUCCUGAAUAUUCUGGAAAACAAACAAGCCAUGCAAACAAGUCUACAGACCUGUAGACUGAGCUCAGUUUAACUGGAAAUAAUUAAUUUCUUCCUCUGUACAUGCUUUUUGAUAUUAUGUUGGACAUAAUGUUGCAGGUUUAUCUUUUACCUGUACCUUAGCAUGUAUUUUUGUAAUGACAUUAAUCGUGUGCAAUUAAGACAAGCCUUUAAAAAAAAAAAAAAAAAAGAAAUCAAAUAAAAAUGUGUUUUACAGCAACUUAAAAAGCUUGCUACGGUUGUGGAUGUACUGGUAGAGACAAGGUGGGUUAAAACCAGUCUCUCCUUCCAGUCAAAAACUCAUCUGUCAGUUAAUCAUGUCUAACAAAAUGACAAUGUUUCAUAUACAGUAAGUCUGUAAGUCACAAUACAUGUUUUAGAAGUUGUUUUCACUUGCUCUCUCAUUUGGUGUUGAAUUUUCUGUGUUUGAUGCACAAAAUUAAUUUACAUAAAGUUUUCCUUUUCUAUGAAACAUGAUGAUAGUAUCGUUUCACAUCUACCACUCUGAACAUUUAGGGAAAUCAUUAUGUUUACUCUACCUAAGGUGAAGAGUGGUAUUUUAUGGAUUUUACAUCCAUGUUACAGAUUGAAGAUCUCUUGAGUGAGAUGGUGACACAGGCUCUCUUCUAAUAUACCACUAGAGGGAGCAAUCUACUUAUCUUUCAUAGGAACAGUAGCUGUCACUACCCCAGGCAAUGCAUAUAGAGAUAAAACAUGUUAUUAACAUUUGCCAUCUUGAACUCUUUAGUAGUUUUUUCUCUUUUAUUUGAAUUGUCAUGUGAAUUGUCAUUGUCAUGCUUAAAGCUUUUUACUUAACUCCUCUCAGUCUUAGACUAAAAUCACAAGUUUGUGUUAAAAACUAUUUUAGACUGAAAAGUGAAACUGCACUAUAUGUACACAGAAGUCUGUCCAUAUGUUUAACACUAUAUACAUUAUGUUAUAUAUUGCUGCAGCAGAAUUACAUACUGUAUAAUUACAUAUAUUAGACUAUAAACAGUUUCAAGUGUAAGAGAAGAACAUAUCUGAUAGAUUGUAGUGUACUUUGUAGCAAACACUUCCUUUUCUGUUCACAUCCCCCUCAGGAUUAACUGUAAGAACUUAUCUGACUUUUCAUCUUGCGCGAUCAGAUCAACAUUUGCUGUACUAUUUCUUGCUAAUUUGAAAAUUGUUCCACAUUAAUAGGCUAGACUAAGAUGAACAUGGUAAACAUUAUACCUGAUAAACACCACAUGUCAGCUGGUCACAUACUUUACAUCUUUUCUUUUCUAAAUAAACUAUUGUUUGGACAUCAAAUAUGAUAAAGUUUCAAAGCUGUGUUUAUGGAACCUGUCUGAGUUUUAAGUUUGAAGAAAAUA
Molecule: messenger RNA, 3407 nt
Organism: Xiphias gladius (swordfish)
Lineage: Eukaryota; Metazoa; Chordata; Actinopteri; Istiophoriformes; Xiphiidae
Product: E3 ubiquitin-protein ligase TRIM21-like
Exons: 2
Coding region: 126-1928 (600 amino acids)
Molecular function (GO): zinc ion binding; protein binding
Source: RefSeq, a predicted model, not a curated record